AUCAGCCCGGCUCUGGGCAACAUGGCUCGGAGAGGGGCUGCCUGCGAUAGGACUCUGUCGCAGAUUCACGCCACUUUACAUGUGGCCAAACUAGACCCGUCCGAGUUACAACCAACAGUCCAAUGCCUCUCAUUCAGCGAGAGUUUCAGCUCCGAGGAUUACUGCCUCAUGGAAGUGGACGAAACGCUGUGCAAACACAUCGAAUCUGGGCAGAGCUUGACUAUUCGAGGUGAUGUGGAUGAACAUGCUGUGCUGUGUAGUGAAGAUAAAACGUAUGAUCUGAAGGUUGCUGAUACGUCAAAUAUGUUGCUCAUCAUACCUGACCUCAAAACCCCUGAUCAACUUGGAUCUGAGUCAAGCGCAGACAGUUUGAUACACUGUCAGAUUUAUGGUUUUGCUAAAAGCUACUGGGAAUUGAAAAGAACUCGACCCAAAUUGAAGAAGUUGAAGAAACUUCUAAUGGAAAACCAAUAUGAGGGGCCAUCGAGUGAGAAAGAAAGAAAUUCAACUUAUUCAAAGUAUACAAAGGAAGAUUUAAUGGAAAGGAUUCAGGCCAGUGAACAGGAAAUAAUGCAGCAAUUGCAGCAAAUACAUGCAUGCAGGAUUGAAGGGUAUUGGAGAAUCUUAGAAUUUGAUUAUGAAAUGAAGCUGUUGAGCCAUGUGACCCAGUUGGUUGAUUCCGAGUCGUGGUCUUUCAGUAAGAUUCCUCUCACUAUUUGUCUACAAGAACUGGAACUUCUUGAACCAAGGGAGAUGAUAGAACAUUGCCUUAAUUGUUAUGGCAAAAGAUACACAAAUGAAGCAGGAGAAGUGUUUUAUGCAUUAAAUGAGGAUGAAGUUUGUAAGUCCAUCGCACUGAUGCUGUUAAGGAAUGCUGUAAAAUUCAACCUGUCUGAGUUUGAGGAGGUGUGGCAGCAGAGCGUACCUGAGGGCAUGACAACAAGGCUCGAUCAACUCAAGGGUGUUGCUCUUGUAGAUAGAAAUUCAAGACCACAAGUGAUUUUUCAAUUAAAUGUCGAGGAUCUGCCAGAGAACACACAGGAACGUUUCAGCAGCCUAUUUAGCAUCAGAGCAAAAUGGACUGAGGAAGAUAUUGCUCCAUACAUCCAGAGUUUAUGUGGAGAAAAGCAGACUGUUGGAACUUUACUGACAAAAUAUGCUCGUUCAUCGAUGCAGAAUGGCACGAAAGUGUUUAGCUCCAGAAGACCAAUAUAAUGAUGGAUUUGAAAGCUUGAAAUGCAUUGAAGAAUGUUUGCCCAAAAAAAUGGACAUUGCAUGUUUGCCUCUCAUUCCAUCUCCCAUUUUUGUGGAUUUGAAAUUGUUAUGAAAUUAUUUUUCAGAAUGCAAGUGGUAUAUUUUUGGUUUGUUAAUAAAAAUAAAGGAUAUAUUUUCUGGAAUGACACUGCUGUUAAUUCUGUCAAAGAGUAGGCUGUUACUUUAAACUUUUGUAGUAAAAUGUUAUAUCUAGAUGCAGUAGCUCUACUUUUCCUUUUAAAGUCUCAAUGGAUUUGUAGUCAUGUUAUUUGUGAUGAAAAAAAUCUCAGCCUUUCUUGCACUCUGCAGUCUUGCACAAUCAUGUGCUUCGCUCUGUACAGACUUCAUGUUGAUUGUGAGGUGAAUACAACAUUUGACAUAUGCUGAUCACCAUGUUGAUUGUGAAGUGAAUACAACAUUUGACAUAUGCUGAUCACUUAUGCUGUUGCAUUGUGUUGAAUGGUGAUUUGAGAGAAGCACUGAUUACACCAGACCUUGGACUUACGUAUUAAAAGGAAAAUAUGUAACUGC
Molecule: messenger RNA, 1785 nt
Organism: Stegostoma tigrinum
Lineage: Eukaryota; Metazoa; Chordata; Chondrichthyes; Orectolobiformes; Stegostomatidae
Gene: dscc1
Product: DNA replication and sister chromatid cohesion 1
Exons: 9
Coding region: 22-1215 (397 amino acids)
Biological process (GO): mitotic sister chromatid cohesion; maintenance of mitotic sister chromatid cohesion
Cellular component (GO): nucleus; Ctf18 RFC-like complex; chromosome, centromeric region
Source: RefSeq, a predicted model, not a curated record